UCUGCAGCCAGGAACAAGCCGGCUCCCCCAGCCCUGCAGCAGCUGCACAGCUUCCACUCCUACAAGGCAAUGUCUCUCCACAACGACUCCUCCUCCUCCUCCUCCACCAUCCAGAUCAGCAGGAUCAUGCGUCCUGAUGAUGCCAACAUAGCUGGAAACGUCCAUGGUGGAACCAUACUAAAGAUGAUUGAAGAAGCUGGAGCCAUUAUCAGUACACGACAUUGUAACAGCCAAACCGGGGAGAAGUGCGUGGCGGCGCUCGCUCGAGUGGAACGCACAGAUUUCCUGUCCCCGAUGUGCAUUGGAGAAGUGGGUCAUGUAAGCGCUGAAAUUACGUACACCUCAAAGCACUCGGUGGAGGUGCAAGUCAACGUCAUGGCAGAAAACAUCCUGACAAGCGCGAAGAGAUUGACUAACCGGGCAACUUUAUGGUACGUGCCGCUAUCUCUAACCAAUGUGGAUAAAGUCACUGAAGUCCCUCCUAUUGAGUAUGAAAGGAAGGAACUAGAAGAAGAAGGAAGGAAGAGAUACGAAAAUCAAAAACUAGAGCGUUUUGAAACUAAGCAAAGAAAUGGAGAUGUUAUUCUACCCGUUAUUGAUCCAGACAGACAAACUAAAGAACAGUACACCGUUGGAUACAGCCAGUCCAGUCUGAUUCAUUUAGUGGGUCCGUCGGACUGUACCCUACAUGGCUACGUUCACGGGGGUGUUACCAUGAAGUUGAUGGACGAGGUGGCUGGCAUCGUGGCAGUGCGCCACUGUAAGACCAACGUUGUUACGGCUUCUGUGGACGCAAUCAACUUCCAUCGCAAGAUCCAGAAAGGAUGUAUUAUCACCAUAUCUGGCCGAAUGACGUUCACCAGCAAUAAGUCCAUGGAGAUUGAGGUGUUUGUGGAUGCUGAUUGUUUAGUCGGGGACAUUCAGGAAAAAUACCGAGCUGUCAGUGCGUUCUUCACCUACGUAUCUUUAAGCAAAGAGGGAAAACCGUUGCCAGUCCCUCAACUGUUGAUUGAAAACGAAGAAGAAAAGAAACGCUUCGAAGAAGGGAAAGGACGCUACCUGCAAACAAAGACCAAGCGCCAGAUACAAACGCAGUGUUUGACCCAACAAUGAACGCAAA
Spea bombifrons (plains spadefoot toad) is the source of this 1120-nucleotide messenger RNA. RefSeq names its product acyl-CoA thioesterase 7 (gene ACOT7). The transcript has 10 exons. Gene Ontology annotation, biological process: palmitic acid biosynthetic process; acyl-CoA metabolic process. The record is from RefSeq and is a predicted model, not a curated record. Gene Ontology annotation, cellular component: cytosol; extracellular exosome; nucleoplasm. NCBI's taxonomy places the organism in Eukaryota, Metazoa, Chordata, Amphibia, Anura, Pelobatidae. Bases 70 to 1113 code for a protein of 347 amino acids. Gene Ontology annotation, molecular function: long-chain fatty acyl-CoA binding.